AUGAAUUAGAAUAGCAAUCGUACACUAAAAGAUUCUUUAAGGUCCCCCACAGAGACUCAUAACUCUUCUGGCAAUGAGCACUCAUAAGGAAACAAUGAUUUUGACAGUCAAGCGAAUCUUACAUCUAAUUCCUAGGUUGCCUAGAGUGAGAAUAGAAAGUUUGAAGGUCUAAACAAAGAGAGUAACAUGCAAAGUCUACCGCAAAAUGAACAACUGAUACACUUAGCCAAUUAAAACUCUCUGCUAAAGUAGAUUGAUUCGCAGAUGACAACCUUCUAACAAAUCUAAAACAAUAAUAAGAUAGUCUCAAGUGAUGUUAAGCAAAUCCAUUAUGGUUUCAAUCCAUCACAUAAGAUGACAGAAAUGAAUGGUGAAGAUUAAUAUUCUUCGAAGUAGUCGCUUAACAAUCUAUAAAGCAACCAGCUAAACAGAACUAAGGAAGAACUUAAAACACAUGAUAACGCUCUUCCCAUUAGCCACCAGUCUGCAUUCACCGCACCUAAUAAACCAUCAAUUUUUUCACAGAUUUUGCAGGCAAGUUAGGUCGGAUCCUAAAAUGGAAACAUGAAUGCACAGAAUCAAGGGCAAUCAUAAACGUGUCCCCCAUUUGGUAAGAUUCCGACAAAUUUAGAUCAAUGUAACUAAAAAUAAGGCUUUUUUAGUUUGAUAUCCCAACCUCAAUUUAACAUUUCAAACGAAAGUAACUCCUCACUCAAUACUUAGCAUGAACUUAGAAAGAGGAAUGAUUUUCUUAGCAGUUAGCAGCAAAGUCCCGGUCAAGUUUCCACUAAUCAAGGUAGAUGGAACAAGCAGGAGCACAUCAGAUUUCUUGAGGCUUUGAAGCUGUACGGUAAAAACUGGAGAGAUGUGUAAAAGCAUGUAUAGACAAGAUCAAGUACCCAAGCGAGAUCACACGCUUAGAAGUUCUUUGUGAAGCUAUAGCGCAAGGGAGAAGUUUUUGAAUAGUUUUUGGAUCGAUUAGACAUCUCAAAUUUGAAAAAUAUGCCUAAUGAAAUGAUUGAGUACGAUGAUGACGAUGAUGUAAACGAUAGUACUUUAGGAUCAAAGAGAAAUGCCCCUCCUGUUUCUGUUAACUAACUUGAAAAGAAGGAGGGCAUAGCAGCUUCAAAGUUUAAAAAUGAUUCAUCAAAAUAAGGCAAUAAGAAAGAGAAAAAACUAGCAAAUUAGAUUGAACAAUUUAAUCAUAAUACUUCAGAAAAUCAAAAUUAAAUAUUUAAAACUACUGUCUAACAAUAGUAGUAAUAAUAAUUGCUCUCAGAAAUAAAAGAAGAGUAUCCUGAGAAGAAGAAAGAAUCUGAUCAAGAAUCAAACAUGAUUUAGAGCAGUGCUUUGAAGGGUUUUCAAACUUCUAUUUAAGCAAAUGAUAAGCAAAUUUAGAUUUAAAAGUUUCUCCAACUCUCAGAUUAGAUAAAGUUUACACAAUCACAGAUAAACUAACAAAAUCCUACGAGCUAACACAUUAAAAACCUUAUCAAUUAAGGUUCAUAAGUUGCCAGCCAUGAGAACUCAAGUUAGCCUAAAGAUGCCUAGAGGAUAGCAGCAUCGCCUGCUUAGUAAUAGAAAGUAGGGUUCUAGUAAGUGCAACAAUCUGCUUAAAAAACUGCAAUUCCCUCAGCUAUAAUAAGACCUCAAAGUAACCAUCUUGGAAUGGCUCCAUAAAUUCAACAGCAAAUAAUGGGAGGUUACCCCUAACCCUUUGGUUUUAGCAUGCAACCAUAUGGAGGCUAGAUGCCCUAUUAUUAACCAAUGCCGAUCUAAUACGCAAUUCCAGGGUAAUUACCAUUUUAUGCAGCUGGUGGGCAAGGCAUAGCCCCUAUAAUUUACAAUUCUUACGAGGAUCAGAUUCAGCAACUUUUUGCACAGCAGACUCCUAUAGUUUUCACACAGUUAGAUCCCAAUAAUCAGUUCCAAAUCAGUCUCUAUGGCAACUAACAAAUGUUUUUCUAGGACUAAAUGCAGCAAUAGCAAGUACAUGAUCUUUAAUCACCAUAAGAUCCAUAAGCAAUCAUGAACUAGCUCAAUCAGCAUUAAAUUAACCAUUAAUAGUAGCAAUAAUAACUUAUCCAAUCACAGAUACUACUGUAAUAGCAUCAACUACAAUAAAACGGAUAAAUUUCUGCAAUUAAUGCUGCACACCUAUUGUAGUAGCAUUAAUUAAACUAGCAAGAGUAGUAGAUUCAACAAUAGAAUGCUUAAAUCAAAGCUAACAAUGAAUUGCAAUAGUAACAAUAGAAGCAAAAUGCCAUUUAAGCAUUGACAUAAGAGUCUUUAGGAUAAUUUAACAAGCAGCCAUAGCAAUAGACUUUACAAGGAUAGAUGACGAGCAUUUAAAAUCAGUAAUUGAUGAAAGACGAUUAAAAAUUAGGAAACCAACCACACCUCCAGCAAGUUCAUUAAAUGUAGACAGCCUAAGAUACACUUUAAAACUAAUCAGGCUUCUAUCUGUAAAAUGGAACUCUUUAAUCAAGCCUUAUGCAAUAACAAUACACUUAACCCAAUAUUUAAUAGAUCCCAGCAUAAAAUGCUUAGCUUAAACAAAAUCAGUAGUAAUAAUAGCAGCAAGCCUAACUUGUGUAAUAAUAGUUGAAGAUUGAAUAGAAUGCAGUUGAUUAGCAAUAGCAGCAGGCUUUGAAGGUUGAAGAAUAGAAUCUUUUCAACAAGUAACAAAACUUAAAUUCUAAUGGAGCUAUUAUCAGCAAUAUUAGUCAAAUAGCUGAUGUAUAGUAGUAGCAGCAAUAAUAGCAGCUCUAACAUUAGGUAUGA
Molecule: messenger RNA, 2784 nt
Organism: Stylonychia lemnae
Lineage: Eukaryota; Ciliophora; Spirotrichea; Sporadotrichida; Oxytrichidae
Source: the annotation of a GenBank genome assembly